AUGAAUGGAUCUUCAUCACCCAAACCUGUUCGACGUUUUCAUCAACGUGCAUUGAUAUGGGAUUUAGAAGAAACACGUGCUUUAUUAGAUCUACUUAAAGAUGAACGAAUAUUUAAAGCUAUUGAAAGUGUUCGUACACGUGAAAUCUAUCAUGAAAUAGCUGAACGUCUUAAACAAUCUGGUUUUAAUCGUGAUUGGAAUCAAAUACGUGGUCGUGUAAAAAAUUUAAAAUUUUCAUAUAAACAAGCUCGUGCUUUACAUGAAGAGCAAGGUCAAUCAACGCUAGCUUGUCGUUUCUAUGAUGAUCUUCAUUAUUUAUUUGGUCAUAAAAAUCCUUUUCUUUUCGUCGUCCAGUCUAUGAAUGAAAAUGACGAACAACAAGAAUUUCUUGAUGAUUCGUCACCUGAUUAUAUUCAACGACCAGAAGAUCCAUAUCCAAUACUUCAAUCAACACGAACGAAUUCAAAUCUAAUUCAGAAUGAAGAAGAUACACAUGAUAUGACUGAAAAUAACGAAGAACAGGAACAAACAGGAACAGAUGAAAUGGAUAUUUAUCUUAAAUCUAUGUCACCAUAUAAACAUCAAGCCUAUCUUAUUGAUGAUGUUCUUCAAUCAGUUUUUAAUAAAUUUCUUGUUGCACAACAACAAUCUGAACAACGUUUUAUGUCAUUUAUUGAUGAACAAAAACGUAUUGAUCAAGAACGUGAAGAACGAAUACAUCGAGAACAACGACAACAUCAAUUAGAACUUGUACAACUUAUUAUAAAUCAAGGUCGUUCUCAUGCGACUGGUGAAGAAGGUCUAUAUCCAUUAAAACAUUUAAGAAAAACAUCCGAAACAGAUGCAUGGACAGUACAUAAAUCUGCAUCAUUGGUAAAUGAAAAUGCUCCAACAAAUCCUACAGAUAUUCCAGAAAUAAAUAAUUCAGUACCACCAGUUGAUGAAAAAAAUCGUAAUAGUAUGAUUGAAAUUCGAACUUUAUCAAAAAGAUCAAUUAUGAUUCCACGUGUAAAUCAUACAAAUGGUCGAUUAGAUCCAUUAACAUCAACAACUAUUUCAGGUUUAAUUCGAUUAUUUUGUAUUCGUCAUGGUGAACGUGUUGAUUUUGCAUUUGGGCCAUCUUGGCCAGAAACAGCUUUUGAUAAAACUGGAAAAUAUCGUCGUAUAAAUUUAAAUAUGCCAAUAACAUUACCACGUCGUCGAAAUCCAUUUCGUGAUUUUAUUGGUGAUUCUCCUAUAACUGAAAUCGGUGCCACUCAAGCUCGAUUAACUGGUGAAGCAUUAGCUGCAAAUGAAUCUCUUGCGCAAUAUUGUUAUUCAUCACCAUCACUUCGUUGUAUUCAAACAGCAUCUUGUAUUCUUCAAGGUAUGGGAGUUGAAGAUCGAGUAAAGAUUCGUAUUGAACCUGGUUUAUUUGAAUUUUUGGGUUGGUAUGAACGUGGUUUACCAACAUUAUUUACUUCAUCGGAUAUGAAUAUUAAUGAAGAUGAAGAAGUUAAUUUAUAUAAUAUUGAUAAAAACUAUCGACCCAUUAUUCCAUUAGAAAAAUUAUCUCGUGAUGAAAAAGCUAUUGAUUAUUAUAAUCGAUCAUUUAAAGUUACACAACAAAUAACUGAUAAACAUAAAUUGACUGGUGCUAAUAUAUUUUUUAUUGGUCAUGCCGCAACACUUGAAGUUUGUACACGUCAAUUAUGUUCACUUCCACCUCGUUCUUAUUCAGAUUUUAAUGGUGUUAUUCGAAAAGUACCAUAUUUAGGUUUACAAUUAUGUGAAAGAAAUCCAUCUGAUGGACAAUGGUCAUUAAAAGCACCACCUAUUCCACCAUUACAACAUGCAAAUAAUGUGGCAUAUGAUUGGCAAUCUAUGAAAUAA
Messenger RNA from Adineta steineri, 1872 nucleotides. The record is from the annotation of a GenBank genome assembly. NCBI's taxonomy places the organism in Eukaryota, Metazoa, Rotifera, Eurotatoria, Adinetida, Adinetidae.